GUAGUCAAGGACAGUGGUCUUGUGGAUCAACAUCACCACCACUUACUGGGGAAAACAAAUCCAUAACUAGGAAAAGGAGAUGUCAUUUUGCUGGUGGUGUUUGUGUAUCUACUGCCUCUGGCUCAAAGUGUCUGUCGCUAAGGGUGACUCAUGGAAUCUAGAGGUGCCUCACUCAGUGGUCGGUCUGGAGGGCUCAUGUGUGGUCAUUCCCUGCCUGUUCAGCUACCCUGGUCCAGACAGGAAGGCCUCGGACCUCACAGGAAUCUGGUUCACAGAUUCGAAUGAGAUUGUCUACCAUACUACCACUUCCAAAAUCAGCACUAAUUUUCAGCAUCGUACGAGCCUCCUGGGUGACUUAAGACACAGAAACUGCUCACUCAAAAUCAGACCUUUACAACACACUGACAGCGGCCCUUUCACUUUCCGGAUUGAGAUUGAAGAUUUCGACAAGUACUCCUUCGCAAAGAAUAAAGUCUCUAUUACAGUGAAAGAUACCCCAGAACCACCUACACUUUCUGUGGAAGAGCGAAUAAAGUCAGGGAAGAAAGUGACCACUACCUGUACCUUCCUGCACUCCUGUCCUUCUGACCCACCAAAUCUCACCUGGAGCCACCAAGGAAAAGUUAGCAGUCAAUCAACACAGCAAACCAAGGGUCAGUGGAAGGUGACGUCAUCUCUGAGCUUUACCCCCUCCAAACGGGACCACGACAAAUUGCUGAGUUGCACAGCUGUGUUUCCAGGAGGGAAGAAAGUGAGCAGCAUCACAACUCUUAAUGUCACAUAUCCGCCAGUCAGCGUUGAGGUGAUCUCCAGCUCUUCAGUGCAGGAGGGCGACUCUGUGGAACUGAACUGCUCCAGUGACAGUAACCCUGCUGCAUACGCCUACCGCUGGUUCACUGAGAGAGGGACGUUGGUGUCAGAAGGACGAACUUACACGCUGAAAAGUGUGAAAAGACACACUGAGCCUCUCUACUGCACAGCCAUUAACACAGAGGGACAAGCCAGCUCCACACCAAUCCAGCUCAAUGUGGUCUAUCCUCCUGAGAUUAAGGUUGGCUCUUCAUGUACCUCUGAGAUCUCCACAGUGACUUGUCUGUGCAUGGUGGAUUCCCAUCCCGCCAGCGACAUCAAGUGGUGGACUUCAGAUCCAUCUAAAGUGCUGAACAGCUCCAACACAGAAAGACAUGGCUCUCUUACCAUUGUUACUCUACAGGGGGCGCUAGACUCGAACACUGUGCACUGCCAUGCCAGUAACAGCCAGGGGAAAUCUACCAUGACUUUACGAGUGCCUCACAAUGGAAAGCUUGUGUACACUGCAGUUGCUGUCUCUCUUUUUCUUGUGGUCGUAACUGGCCUCACAGUAUGGAUGGUAAAAAGAAGCUGUGUAAGCAGCAGGACAGAAGAGCCUGUAACACAUACGAAGACUGAAGAGAAUGUGGCCUCCCAACCUGGCUCAGAAAGAGAAUGCAAAGCCUACUCAACCUACGCUGACAGUCAGAAUGUAUACGGCAACAUGAGGCUUGAAGAAGAUCAGUGUUCAGACACAUAUGAAGUUACUGAUGGUGACGCAGUUUAUGCUAAUAUGUGAACUUCUAAGAUAAAUUUAAACUGAAUACUUAAACCGGGAGAGGACUACAUCAUCUUCCAUAUAAACACCUUUACAUCUUCAUUUAUGACCAAGUAGCAAUAGAGUUUGUGUUAAAUAUACAGGUUUCUGCAUGUUAGAUAUAUUUGUCUUGCCUCUGUAUACAACA
This is a messenger RNA of Colossoma macropomum (tambaqui), 1754 nucleotides long. Its product is annotated as myelin-associated glycoprotein-like. Lineage: Eukaryota; Metazoa; Chordata; Actinopteri; Characiformes; Serrasalmidae. The transcript is spliced from 10 exons. The record is from RefSeq and is a predicted model, not a curated record. Bases 80 to 1588 code for a protein of 502 amino acids.